Selaginella moellendorffii is the source of this 4889-nucleotide messenger RNA. RefSeq names its product peroxisome biogenesis protein 1. Gene Ontology annotation, cellular component: peroxisomal membrane; peroxisome; cytosol. The record is from RefSeq and is a predicted model, not a curated record. The coding region runs from base 102 to 3137 and encodes 1011 amino acids. Gene Ontology annotation, molecular function: ATP hydrolysis activity; ATP binding. Gene Ontology annotation, biological process: protein import into peroxisome matrix. The transcript is spliced from 20 exons. NCBI's taxonomy places the organism in Eukaryota, Viridiplantae, Streptophyta, Lycopodiopsida, Selaginellales, Selaginellaceae.
GAGGGACGAGGAGAGCCAGGGCGGCAUUCCAAUCCAGUGAUAGCUCCAGCCCCUAUAUUUCCCUCGCUAAUAUGCGCUCCAGAAAUUAGGGUUUUUCGGGGAUGGAGGUGGAGGUGAGGCGCGUUGCCAGCAGCGAUGUCGGCUUCGUUGCGCUCCCGAUGCAUGUAAUUUACCUUCUCCAGCAAGGCGACGCGCAUUUCACUUCCCUCCUGGUGCUGGAAUUGAAGAUUUCGCGUCCAGCGGCAGGCGAUGGAGCCGCAUUGGUUCCCUGGUUCGUGGCUUGGAGCGGCGCCACCUCCAAUUCCAUUUUCAUCGAGGUUGCGGAGAGUCUAGCGCAAUGCCUGGGGCUACCUGAUCGAGCGAAGGUCACAGUUCGUGUUCGUAUCGAUUUACCACAAGCACAGACUGUUCUAGUGGAGCCAGCGACGGAGGACGAUUCGGAGAUUUUGGAGCUCCACGCUGACUACCUUGAGACUCAUAUCUUAAACGAGGUUGGAGUGCUACAGGAGGGACGCCAGUUUCCUGUGUCAGUUCCAGGACAAGGGGUACUUGUGUUGCUUGCAAAAUCCAUCACUCCAAGGUCAGUGGUAAGACUCACGCGAGGGACGGAACUAGUUGUGUCUAUCAAGAAGCGCCAACAGAACAUCAAGCAAGGCCCGCAAUUUGGAAAAAGUAUCUGGCUGCGAAUCCAGGAUAUUGACGAGUCACUACAUCAAGUUUGCAAUAUCGGAGGCAAAGAGCUCGCAGUUAUUCCUACCGCUGCGGUUUACGUAAAUUCAAGUACAGCGGAACGAGUCACCGUGGCAAAUGGACAGUGGGUGCUGGUGAGAACAAGCCAGUCCUUUCCGAAUGAAGAAACGACUGAUGAGCAGAAAAAGGUAACUAGAUCGGCAGCUGUUCGUGUGAUUUAUUGGAGCGGAGCCACCGAUGGCCAUGCUGUGGUCUCAGCGCCUUUGCGGCAGUAUUUGGGUGUUCAGCUCCACGGAGGGUUGUGUCUUCAAUCCUUUCACCAAACUAAUCUGCUGCAAGCAACGAGUGUUCGCGUAACUCCGGUUAUGUUUCACUCAGAAGAAAAUCAAACAGAUGGGAAGCAGCUCAAGCAAGUGAUUUCUUCCGAGACAGUGGACGAUAAGCUUACCUUGAUUAGAGCUUGGAUAAAAGCCCAACGAAGGACGUUGCACAACGCUUUCGGCGGUAAUGAUGGUACUUCCUGGCCGGCAACAUCCUUGAUAGCGCUUUCGGAAGCGCCUGCCAACAGACAGAAAAAAGAAUCGAUUUUUUUGUUGAGCCUACAGUGCGGAGGGCAGAUGGACAACAAUAUGCUUGUACUCGACGCCCGCAUACUAGACGACGAGAAGCCUGUCUUGGAUUUACGGAUUGAGCGUCUCCAGUAUUUGUUCACGAUUAGUAAGGAGGACCGUGACGUCGAUAUGCCUUCUUUCAAAUCAGUCUGGGUUAAAGGAAGCGCUGACGAAGCUUUACAGCGACUUACCCUCCUGUUAACUCCAACUAGUCUGCAAAAGCUACGAGACAUGGAAGUUGCGGUACCUGUUGGUAUUCUUCUGUAUGGACCAGCAGCGUGUGGAAAAACUCAGCUAGCUUUGUCUCUGGCACGGGAGCUCGGUGAAAACAAACAAAUACAAGCGCAUCGGGUGAUUCUGAAAUGUGCUGAGCUUGUUGGUGAAGCAGAAAGUCCAACAAAACGCCGUCUGAAGGAAGCAGUUCUGGGAGCCAUUCAGCAUGCGCCUUCUUUGGUGGUGCUCGAUGACCUGGACGCUCUUUUCUCGAUUCAUGAAGAAGGAGGAGUUGAUAUGUCAGCCACUUCUCUCGCGGAGUACCUUUCAGAUGUGAUGGACAAUGCUCAGAGAACGGCUUCUGUCGCGUUUCUUGCAACUGCAAGUGGACCAAAAUCUCUUCCACUUUCUCUGCGCUCGUCAGGACGAUUUGAUUUUAGCGUUGAGCUAGAACCCCCUGGUAUUCGUGAGCGAGAAGGCAUUCUCGAGCAAAUUAUCGCAAGCCGAGGUUUUGAGUGUCCAAAAACUAUAACGAGUAGAGUGGCUGCCAAAUGUGAUGGAUACGAUGCAAAUGAUCUGGAAAUUAUGGUGGACAGAGCUUUGCAUGCUUCAUCUGCCCGAUAUCUCGCAAAAAAGGCGGAGACGGAAACGGGCCGCAAUUUUCACUUGACAGACAGCGACCUGAACGACGCACUUCAAGGCCUUGUUCCGGCAGCACUCAAAGGAGUUGCCAAGGCGGGGAAAACUGGACCGAUACUGGGAUGGGAUGAUGUAGGUGGCCUGCAAGAAGUUUGCCGUGUGAUUAGAGAGCUGUUGGAACUACCUGUGAGGUACCCAAAGCUUUUUGCUAGUGCACCUUUGCGGUUGCGUACUGGCGUUCUUCUAUACGGUCCUCCUGGAUGCGGAAAAACGCAUGUUGUUGCGGCAGCUGCUGCGGCGUGCUCCCUCCGUUUUAUUCCAGUGAAAGGUCCAGAGCUUCUUGACAAAUACAUUGGUGCUUCUGAAAAGGCGGUUCGUGACGUUUUCGCGAGAGCAGCUGCGGCUGCUCCUUGCAUCCUGUUCUUUGACGAGUUCGACGCUAUUGCUCCCAAGCGUGGUCACGACAAUACCGGUGUUACAGAUCGGGUUGUGAACCAGCUUCUAGCUGAGCUUGACGGGGUCUCAGCUUUAACGGGUGUUUUUACGUUCGCUGCUACCAACCGUCCUGAUCUGAUUGAUGCGGCGCUGCUUCGACCUGGGCGACUCGACCAUCUUUUGUUUUGCGAUUUUCCUUCACAGGCCGAGAGGCUUGACAUCCUACGUGUACUCUCCCGACAUCUUUCAAUGGAAGAUGACAUUGACCUGCAGUACUUAUCGCGUUUCUCAGAGGGUUUCAGUGGAGCAGAUCUGAAAGCUGUUCUCUCAGACGCAGAACUAGAAGCAGUCCAUUCGGCAAUUGAAAGGCCAAGAGAAAAACACAACCAGCGCCCUGUAAUAACGAUGGAAAUGCUCAAGUCAGCACUUGCGCGGGCCAUCCCGCUACAGGAGGCAGAAAGGAAGCGAUUCGCCAGCAUAUACAGUACAUUUACAAGCGGCAGAUCGUCAUCUAAGGAUUCCAAGGGAAAGAAAGCAACGCUGGCCUAGGAAAGAGAGAAGCAGACAAGCACUCGGGUGAAUGUAUCUAUCUUCGUGGACAGUAACAUCAGGGCUUUUGCUAGAGGCCUACUUUGGGCUUCCUGAUCAUGCGAAAGUGGCUUGUACUGACGUGCCACCUCUACGAGUUUCCUGCCAAGGUUUGUAGGUAGCUAGCUUAUAUAAAAGCAUUUCGCGUCACAAACUUAAGCUCAAAGCUCUCUUGUGCUGUGACAAAGUGAUGGCCUGUUCCCAGGCCAUAGCACAAGCGAGUGAUAGUGUGAAGGUCUCUAAAAGCUGUGGCUUGUCUCCCUUCUGCGUGCUGACGUAGAAAAAUUCACUGCAAGAAUCCUCUCAAGGCCGUACGAGCUCUCCUGGUUUGUUGUGGAGAGCAAUGUCUCUUUCUCCAUUCGGGUCCACGAAGUUAUGGGACAUGCAUGCCGGCUUCUUGCUGCUGGCAUUUCCCCAGGGAAGGAAAAGCGACAUACAGAAGUAAGUGGAGCUAUACUCAUUUAAGCAUUGCGCAGCCGGAGAGACUUUGCCAACUGUUAAAGGGAAAGCAAUGCUUUGCUUGAAGCAACAAACAGCUCCCGGCUUUGGAGCGUUUGGAGCGGUUCUCACUGUUUUAUUCCACUGAAGUUACUACUUUGCUAAGCUAGCUGCAACAGUAGAUCGAGUGCUAAGCAGCAGAGAUAGUGCUCUCUGGUCCCCCAAGAGACGCGGGCCACAAGGAGAAGCUUUUCAUGAUACCCGGUAAAAGGUUCGUCCUGCAAAAGCAACCACCAAUGCGUGGCUUGAAACUUGGGGCGGUGUCGGCUCCAGAGAACUUGCGGUGUGCAUUGCGCCAGUUCACUCUCAGUUCCGAGGGAGAGUGGCAGACGCAUUUUUCCACCGCCAGCUGCUGAUCAAAAUCUCACUGUCAGUGUGACUCCACCCUGCAAAAACUGGGAGAAACUCGACUCCGAAUUAAGAGAACAAAUGGUGGAGGAUUGCAGAUCCGAGCUCCAACAAGCUCCCGAAAGGCAAAGGACAAGAGAAUUCACGAGCGAGCAGGCAGAGUUAGACGUUUUCGAGAGAGAGAAGGAAGAAGACACGACACGAUCAGUAGCAGCAGCAGCAGCACCGGCCUUGAAUUUGGAAACAAGGGAACCUAGGAUCACAUUUCUUCCGGCGGUGCAAGCAAGUGAUAAUUACACUGCUCGAGCUCAGCGGAGCAUAUCACCACCCAGGAAGUUCGCAAACCCGGCCCUCCUAGGUUCCUUUAUUCCCAAACACAAGACAGAAGCCAGAGGUCCGUGUCUGGAUGGAUGGAUCAAACCAAGAACGGAGUUCUUACAAGUCAAGGCGGCCCCCAACGAGAACAAGUGCUCAAGCGAAAGAAGUCUGAUCGAGAAGAACCAUAGUUCGCAGAUCCAGAAGAAGAACAGAAGAAGAAGAAGAAGAAGAAGAAGGAGAAGGAGAAGAAGAAGAAGAAGAUCUUCGUUUCGACAAGAGGGAAGAAGAAGCAGAUCUUCGUUUCAAUCAACAAGAAGGAAGAAGAACACCAAACAAGAAAGAAGAAAACAAGCAGCAAAUAGCUAAACACACGAUUCAACAGACACUGAGGCGACGGAUCCUUGCACGCGAACUAUUUAUCCUCCGGCGAAGAUGCUGGCGGUGCAAAGCAGGGGAGGCUCCAUCUCCGGCUCUCUGUCUCUCUUUCACACACAGGGAGAGAAAAGAAAAACUUUCCAUAUUCAUUAAAAAAUUGAAGCUCUUACCGUU